This is a messenger RNA of Sabethes cyaneus, 3216 nucleotides long. RefSeq names its product facilitated trehalose transporter Tret1-2 homolog. NCBI's taxonomy places the organism in Eukaryota, Metazoa, Arthropoda, Insecta, Diptera, Culicidae. The transcript is spliced from 5 exons. The coding region runs from base 872 to 2470 and encodes 532 amino acids. Gene Ontology annotation, biological process: carbohydrate transport; transmembrane transport. Gene Ontology annotation, molecular function: sugar transmembrane transporter activity. The record is from RefSeq and is a predicted model, not a curated record. Gene Ontology annotation, cellular component: membrane.
AGUGUAUAUCGUUGUUCGGGUAGUGCCAGAAGUGCCUUCGAGAGCUUUCUGCACCAGAGCUGCUUUAACUCUGGCAGACGUUUUGAACAUUAUUCAAUGAGUGUGUGACGACGGUUUUGGUCCCAACGUCCAAUCGUGGACAAAACAACAAUCAAUAUAUCGUGGCGGCGAGCAGAUCGUCCUAAGCAGACAGGAAUUAAUUCUGUACCAUGACUGUUUAGUUGCUGACUUUGUUCGUGCAAAAAGCAUCCAGCCACGAACUGCAGUAGGAUCACAUCCGAUGAAAAAAGGCAUCAGUUGAUACCCGCUCCGGGACACCAAUUAACCAUCAUUUUCGCUGAAGCUGAGGCUCAACAUGAUAGUGAUGAUAUGUGGCCAGUUAUCUAAUGACAUUCGUUAUCGUCCAGUAGUCUUCCGUGACAGUUUCGAAAAUACGGAUCUCGCCUAGGAUUAUCGGUUUCGAAAAAAAUACGAAUCCACGGCCAAACAAAGAACUAACCCAAAUGUUCCCGAAGCUGUGAUAUUUAUUCCUGAACAAAAACAUAAGAAGAGAGUAAAAAUUUUCCAUUAGUUUACAUAAGUCAGCAGUUGCGAUAGAGUGUGUGUUUGUGUUGAUAUUUGUGUAAUUAUCGAAACUUUUCGGCUGGUGCUGAGCUGAGACCGCUGAGUUGGUUAGUUAGGAAGAAAGGGCAGCAGUCGAAGAAGAAAAAGUAAAACAACCAAAACAGAUCGUGUGUGAAAGGGACCAACCUCGGCAAGCAGCUGCACGUGUGCGAUCCUAACGUUUUGGUGUUUUUUUUUCGGAUCGUCAGAGGAAAUAAAAGGGCCAAGAAGAAGCGUGUGAAAACCAGCCAGCGAUAAAAAAAAGAUAAUGACCGGAAAAGAGACUUCCGCCCUGGUGGACAAAGGCUCCGUGCCGAAAAUCGUCGCCAUCAACGAGAAGGGCUGUACGCUGCCCAAUCUCGAGGGCCAACCCAGCAAAAGCGAACGCGGCAAAGCGCUGCGGCAGGUGAUCGCUGCCUUCAUUGCCAAUCUGGGCACCAUCAACACCGGGCUGAUCUUUGGCUUCUCAGCCGUGGUCAUCCCACAGCUGCAGGCUCCGGAUACGCUGAUCCCGGUGGACGAAAGCCAAUCGUCGUGGGUCGCGUCGCUGUCGGCAAUCGGAACCCCGAUCGGCUGCCUGCUCAGCGGAUACAUGAUGGACAACUUCGGUCGCAAAAAGGCUCUGCUGCUGACGGAGAUUCCACUCAUCAUAGGAUGGAUCAUAAUUUCCUGCGCGACCAGUGUCGAGAUGAUCUACGCCGGUCGCGUUCUGACCGGUUUCGGGUCCGGUAUGGUCGGCGCACCGGCUCGUGUGUACACGUCCGAGGUCACGCAACCGCAUCUGCGCGGUAUGCUGUGCGCCCUUGCAUCGACCGGUAUCAGCUUGGGAGUACUUUUCCAGUACACACUCGGGGCGUUUACGACGUGGAAGAUCCUGUCGGCCAUUUCCGCCUGCGUACCCGUGCUGGCUUUUAUACUCAUGCUGUUUGUGCCGGAAACGCCCAACUAUUUGGUGACGAAAAACAAACCGGAUGAAGCUCUGAAAAGUCUGGCCAAGCUUCGCGGUUCCACCUACAAUUUGGAACGAGAAGUUCAUCAGCUGCAAACUUUUGCGCAGAAGAGCAAUCAAAAGAAGAAAUUGUCUCCGAAGGAGACCAUUCAAGCGUUGCUGCAUCCUUCCUGCUUGAAACCGUUUGGAAUAUUAACGCUGUAUUUUAUGAUGUACCAGUUUAGCGGUGUAAAUACUAUCACUUUCUACGCAGUUGAAAUCUUCCGUGAUUCUGGAACCACAAUGGAUAAAUACACUUGCACCAUUCUGUUGGGUGUGGUCCGGUUCGUGUUCACCAUCAUCGCUGCCAUCCUGUUGCGAAGGUGUGGCAGGAGACCGCUGACAUUCAUAUCCGGUAUUGGCUGUGGCUUCACAAUGAUAGGCCUGGGAACGUAUCUGUACUUCAAGAAAACCUGGGAAAUAGCAGAGCCCCCGAUUCCGCCGACUGCAACCUGGUUCCCGGUGGCGUGCAUCUUUGUCUUCACCAUCACGUGCACGCUCGGUUUUUUGGUCGUGCCGUGGGUCAUGAUCGGUGAACUGUAUCCGAUGAAGGUGCGCGGGAUUGUGGGAGGUUUCACCACCUGCAUGGCGCAUACGUUCGUGUUCAUCGUUGUGAAGACUUAUCCAUUUUUGACGCACUUGCUCGAGCGACAUGGUGCCUUCAUUCUUUAUGGAUGCAUUUCGUUUGUGGGUACCGUCUUCUUCUAUCUCUGCCUGCCGGAAACCAAGGGUAAAACUUUGCAAGAAAUUGAAGACUAUUUCUCGGGUCGAAUUAAAUCGCUGCAAAAGUCCAAACAGCUGGAAGCCGAACGACAGUUUAUGAACAACAACUCCAAACCGCAGCUCUUGACGGUGGACAAAAAUAAGCUACUUCCUUGAUCCGCCCAAGAAUGCUACGCGCAGUGCCAUACGGGAACGAAUGCGAAUCGCUAGCGGCGAGCCGAAAGUAUUUUAAGACAGCAAAAAAGUGAUAUGUAUUCCCAGACCUGUUUCCCGUCCCCCCCCCUCGCCAGACUGUUACACUUCCAUCCGCUCUGUCCUAUCCUCGGAACCUCCCUAGGACGAGAAAAGGAUCUGCGAAACGGAGAGCACCUCGUUUCAGUAAGAUAGUCUAUAUUAGAUUACUCGUAACGUUAGAGUUUAUCAUAGUAUUACAAGCUGCUAAAUGACGCAAUGACAAGUUCUAAAAAGUUUCGUUGACUAUUCGCUAUCAUUUUUGUGAUGAAAACCCAGUUGGCUUUCGGGUCUCUUCUCCCGCGACGGUAUGUAGUUACUAGAAUGCUCAAUAAAAAAAUAUGCAACGGAGGAGAAAAGGGAUCUAAAGGUAACUGAAUCUGAACUAAUAGGAAACACGACCACCCGACGGCCAAACUACUAGGAUAAGCUACUCAGGAACAAUUUGUGUGCCACGCGCAAAGCAACCAACUAAUCUGAACUGUUGCGCGUAAGGAAUUAUUUCUUAAUUUUUUUUUAGUAUAAACGGAUCAGCGCGAACCCGUCAGUCCGCUGUGUGCUACAGAUAAUGAAUCGCUAGGUUUUAAUAGCAAAUUUUACUACUUAAAUGAGCGUGAGGGUGACGAUGAGGUGCCUGAAAAAAAACAUUAAAUGCGCUUGGAGAAAUAAAC